This is a messenger RNA of Daphnia pulicaria, 847 nucleotides long. RefSeq lists its product as uncharacterized. Bases 4 to 603 code for a protein of 199 amino acids. Gene Ontology annotation, molecular function: nucleic acid binding; zinc ion binding. The transcript has 2 exons. Lineage: Eukaryota; Metazoa; Arthropoda; Branchiopoda; Diplostraca; Daphniidae. The record is from RefSeq and is a predicted model, not a curated record.
AUCAUGAAUGAAUUCACGCACUCAACGGUCGUCAACCAGCUCGCCACUAAGUUGCCUUUCAAUUUGCAACAGGACUGGGGACGUUAUGCUUACAAUCUACGUCCAAAGGUCUCUUCCUUAGCCGACUUUGACCGCUGGAUUGACGCCAUUGUAGGAGCGGAAGAGUUGCGCGGCGCCAAACUCAACAAUUACGUAACACCGAAGCAAAACCCGCCACCGCGCCCUGCACUACCUUUCCCGCCAACAAUUCUAAAAAAUUCCGUCGCGUUCAAGAUUCCAAAAUCCGUCGAAAGCCCGUCCGAGAAACCCAAUCGAGCAGACAACCAAUGGCCUGCAUGUCCAGCUUGCAGCGAUAACCCUGGCCAUCGUCUCGAAGCAUGCGGCAUAUUCCGAAAAAUGUUGCCGUCUCAGCGAGCAGCCCUUUGCGGAGAAAAUAACCACUGUUUCAAGUGCUUGCUUCCCGGACACUAUGGGCGAUCCUGCAGGAACACCGACGUGGCGUGUAAUGCCUGCCCCGGCAAGCACCACUCUCUCAUUCAUGGAGCCGAACGCGUUUUUCCUGGAAAACCUCAGCCAAAAGAAAGUAAUCCGCAACCGGAAUAAUCGAUCCAUCGUGGCGGCCGGAGUGUUGUGCACCGGCACAAUGAUACCUGGCAACAUCGAAAGGGAAGAGGAUGAGAAAGCAGAGCAGCAGACGACGGGCAGUCGAGAGUAAAAAACCUCAAGAAGAAUCACGUUUCUCUCGUUCUGAUUAAUAUAAUUUCUCCCUGUCGUGUUCAAGUCGUGUGAAAUACAAAACUUGUUUCUCGUUCUACCGUCUAUUUCGUUCGCUGUGACGCGAGUAGUU